UUCCGUCUCGGUCUCGGGGAUUUCGGGUUCUAUUCUCGAUCUCGGUUUUUUUUCCCAGGCCUAGGGGAACACGACGAGAGAGGCGGAAGAGAGAUGGCGAAGUCGUGCAAGGGGUUGGCAAUGGAGCUUGUCAAGUGCCUCAGUGAGACCGACUGCGUCAAGGUGCAGAAGAGGACUUACAAGGAGUGCGCUGGGGAGAAGGUGCCCACCAUCACCAGCGAGUGCGUCGGCCUGCGAGAGACCUACUUCAACUGCAAGAGGGGCCAGGUUGACAUGCGAGCCCGGAUACGUGGAAACAAAGGAUAUUAGUGGUGUGCCUGCAGUCUCCUCAUCCAGUUUUGGUUUGUAGCCAAGUUUGUGACCUUGAGGUGUAAUGAUAUCAUAAUGUAGUUCGUCUGAAUUCUAUUUUUGAUAGGCGAGAGGAACUAAGAGCACACGGGUAGUUUCAAGUGAUGAGAGGUGUAUGUUGCCUUGUCUUUUUGAAAAAGUUGUUUCCUGUCAUGAUGUAGUUCGCCUGCAUUUUCUGUCAUAGAAGGCAGGAACUCAACUCGGAGCACACGAGUAGUCUCAAUUGAUGAGUUAGAGAGGUGGAUUCCGAUGCUGCUGUCUAACGUUGCCUUUCUGAAAAAGUUGUUCCAUGAUAUAAUAGAUGUUCAGGUGGUGGCCUGUUGCGUUUUGUCUUGUUUCUUCUCCUGUACAAUGAAGUUAAUUUCCUGGACCUUUUUAGCGAGCUGCUUCAUAUCUUAA
Messenger RNA from Phragmites australis (common reed), 747 nucleotides. RefSeq lists its product as uncharacterized. Gene Ontology annotation, cellular component: mitochondrion. The record is from RefSeq and is a predicted model, not a curated record. Gene Ontology annotation, biological process: mitochondrial respiratory chain complex IV assembly. The transcript is spliced from 3 exons. NCBI's taxonomy places the organism in Eukaryota, Viridiplantae, Streptophyta, Magnoliopsida, Poales, Poaceae. Bases 94 to 309 code for a protein of 71 amino acids.